This is a messenger RNA of Acaulospora morrowiae, 1623 nucleotides long. The record is from the annotation of a GenBank genome assembly. NCBI's taxonomy places the organism in Eukaryota, Fungi, Glomeromycota, Glomeromycetes, Diversisporales, Acaulosporaceae.
AUGCAACAUCGAAAACAAUAUGUUGAAGCGCGCCAAGCUUAUGAAUCAUUGCUUUCACAUUAUCAAUCUCAAAUAGAGGAAGUCGAAAAAUCUACUGAAGAAGAAAUCCGAAUAUUGAUGCAAUCAUCCGUCGAAAGUGUUAACGAAGAUGGAGAUACGGAGAUGGAUGGAAAGCAAGCGUCAGGAAAUAGAGGAAUUGGCAAAAGCUUGUGGUCUUAUUUGGAUAAUGCUAAUGCGAUUCACAAGACGCACGGAGCCGCUAGAGCUAUAUUUAGCAGGGCAAGAAAGUCGAACCAUUGCACAUAUCAUGUAUUUGUUGCUUCUGCAUUGAUGGAAUAUCACUGUAGUAAAGAUCAGGCAGUUGCAGGUAAAAUUUUUGAGUUAGGAUUAAAGAGUUAUGCGGACAACUCGGAAUUCGCGGCUCAAUAUCUGGACUUUUUAAUUCAAUUGAAUGACGAUAAUAACGCGAGAGCACUUUUUGAACGAACUCUGAAGUCUAUGCCAGUUGAGAAAGCAAAGAUUUUAUGGAAACGGUUUUCAGAAUAUGAGAAUAAAUAUGGUGAUCUUACAGCGAUUCGAAAAAUUGAUGAAAGAAGAUCAAAAGAAUACCCAGAAGAGUCUUCGUUAUCUCGGUUUGCGGAUCGAUAUAGUUUUUUAGAUACAAACAUCAUAUUAAAGAAAGAAGUUGGCCCGAAACCCGACCCAGAGACAAUAGAAAGUCCACCUUCCGAAAUUCAAAAUGAGGAGGAACAGGAUUCUGCACCCACUAGACGUGCGUUAUUAGAUUCUGUACACCCAGAAAAGUAUCCUCGACCAGAUUUUCGACAAUGGGUUUUGUACAAACCUACAGCAGAACAAUUGCGUCGCCCAUUCUUCCCUCCGCCCGUAUCCUCCAAUACAAGUUCAGCACAGUCAGUAGGCCCAUCUCCACCUCCAGCCUCACAGGGAGGUUCAUCACAGUCACAUGGCUCUUCCAAUAAUUCAAAUAUGACCGUUCUGCGUGGGAAUUCACCGUCUGCACAGAAUCUUACACAGCCUGCAUCUUUAAACUGGACACAUGCCCCGAAUGGAAUGAUGCUACCUGAUGUUAUUGCAAAAUUCUUAUCAAUGUUGCCUUCUGCAUCAAGCUUUAAUGGACAAAUAAUAAACCCUACGGAUUUAAUUGAUUUGAUUAUCAAUUCUGUGCCAGGUGGUGGAUUGUUAAAUGGGCCGUCACAUCCACUUCAACCACCUAUUUCACAAUCACGGGAUAGAUCUCGAGGGGGUAGUCCUGCUCGUGCUGAUGGUAGAGGUUACGGUGGAGAUGGCAGAUAUAAUGAAGGUUCUAGAGGAUAUGAUCGUAAUCUAGAGGGUGGCCGAGGUGGUCCUGGUCGACUCGGAAAGCAAAUGAGAGGUUCAAUUUCAACGCAACGUGGUCGAGGUGUAAGUGAUGGCGGAUCGCAGUUCAAUUCCAAGCGUAGAAGAAGAGAUUUUGAUGGAGAAGCAGAAGAAUUUCAGGGCAGAGGUGGCCCCGGAAUUAAUCGACCCCCGGACUAUGAUCUCUUCCGUGCUCGCCAGCAAAAAAAGAGAGUUCGUAACGAAUCAUAUGGACCAAACGGUGCUGCGGUUGGUCCUAACGAAUAA